AAGGCCUGGGCCCAGGUGGGACGAGCGGCCAGCAUACAGGUUCGAGCUCAGGCUUCUGCAGUCUCCGCUCUACCACCGCAGCCCUCUCUGAGCCUGCUGCUUCGUCUCCCAAGUGGGAAUAGGAUUGAAAGAGACGAUGCAUACAUAGAAAGCGCUUGGCACAAUGGAGGCCGUCAACAAAUGGGAGUUGACUCUUGUAAUCUGUUCGUUCCACAAACUUCCCUGGACCUGGUGACUAAGCGGAGCUGGGGCCCUCACCCAGAAGUGAAGGUGGACAAAGACCGACAGAUGGUGGUGCUCGAGGAAGAAUUUCAGAACAUUUCUCCAGAGGAACUAAAAACAGAAUUGCCAGAGAGACAGCCCAGGUUCGUGGUUUACAGCUACAAGUACGUGCACGAGGACGGCCGAGUGUCCUACCCUCUGUGCUUCAUCUUCUCCAGUCCCGUGGGCUGCAAGCCUGAACAGCAGAUGAUGUAUGCAGGGAGUAAAAACAGACUGGUGCAGACUGCCGAGCUCACAAAGGUGUUUGAAAUCCGCACCACUGAUGACCUCACCGAGGCCUGGCUCCAAGAGAAGUUGUCUUUCUUUCGUUGACCUCUGGGCUGGGGAACUGAAUUCCUGAUGUCGGAGUCCCCGAAGAAACUGGGGACUGGGACCCCUAGGACCUGAACGUCUGAGACCCGAAGGAAAUUAAAAUGCAAGAACUCAGAGAA
Ailuropoda melanoleuca (giant panda) is the source of this 713-nucleotide messenger RNA. RefSeq names its product glia maturation factor gamma (gene GMFG). Gene Ontology annotation, biological process: actin filament debranching; negative regulation of Arp2/3 complex-mediated actin nucleation. The record is from RefSeq and is a predicted model, not a curated record. The coding region runs from base 181 to 594 and encodes 137 amino acids. Gene Ontology annotation, molecular function: actin binding; Arp2/3 complex binding. The transcript has 6 exons. NCBI's taxonomy places the organism in Eukaryota, Metazoa, Chordata, Mammalia, Carnivora, Ursidae. Gene Ontology annotation, cellular component: cortical actin cytoskeleton.